Peronospora matthiolae is the source of this 1530-nucleotide messenger RNA. NCBI's taxonomy places the organism in Eukaryota, Oomycota, Peronosporomycetes, Peronosporales, Peronosporaceae. The record is from the annotation of a GenBank genome assembly.
AUGGUGUCUACACGUAGUCACACGACCUCUAGCUCUCCUUCACCGGCUGCUGAUCGUGCACUGAAGCGAGGGGCUGUCAGUGACGCGUCCAAACGUCCUAAUAAAAAGAUGACGACGACGAAAGAGACGUCUGACAGUGCUACUUCUGACGUGGCGGUCGUGGGCGCGUGUGUGACGAAAGAAGUAACGCUAAGAGAUCACGAGGAGAAAGAAGUGGCGUUUGUGGAGACGUUUCGCGAUCGUGGGGUGGUCUUUUUUAUGUUCCCACGAGCCAAUACGCCUGGGUGUACCACACAAGCUUGCGGCUUUCGAGACAAUGUCAAGGCGAUAACCGACGCAGGGUUUACAGUCUAUGGACUGAGUCGUGACUCGCCCACGGUUUUGAACAAGUGGAAGACGAAACAAGAGCUUCCGUUCGACCUCCUGAGCGACCCCGACAUGGAGCUCAUUUCGUACUUCGGCAGCUCCGUUGGGGGCACGAAGGUGCAGCGCUCGCACGUUGUCAUACUUCAAGGCGGCAUCGUGGGCGAUAUUGCUGCCAAGGUCUCUCCUGCGGACAGUGUUAGCCGUGCUGUUAAGUUUGUUACGGAGCAUAGGGUAGGAGCUGCUAAGAAGGAGGAACCAGCUGCGGAAGAGAAACCAGCAAAGGAGGAGGAACCAGCUAAGGAGGAGGAACCAGCUGAGGAAAAGGAAUCGGUAAAGGAGAAGGAAAUGGCUGAAAAGGAGGAGGAAAUGGCCAAAAAGGAGGAGGAAAUGGCCGAGGAAAAGGAAUCAGCUAAGGAUGAGGAAUCAGCCAAGGAUGAGGAAUCAGCUAAGGAUGAGGAAUCAGCUAAGGAAGAGGAACCGGCUAAGGAAGAAGAGCAAGCUUUGGAGAAGGAAUCGGAUAAGGAUGAGGAACCGGCUAAGGAAGAAGAACCAGCUAUGGAGAAGGAAUCGGACAAGGACGAGGAACCGACGAAGGAAGGGGAACCAGCUAAGAAAGAGGAACCGGCUAAGUUAGAGGAGCCAAGAACGGGUGAUAAAGCAGCUGAGGACGAGAAGCUGGCGAACACGGACAAGCUUGUUGAGGGUAACACUGUUGCGUGUGACGUGGAGCUGCAGACGGACGCAUCUGCGACGGUGAAGGUGCAGGACCUUUUUAAGACCCGUGGCGCUAUCUUUUUCAUGUACCCGAAAGCAGACACGCCAGGCUGCACAAUCCAGGCUUGCGGCUACAACGACAACCUAGAGACGAUAAGAGCUGCUGGUUAUGAUGUUUACGGACUGGGCGCCGACUCUACUGCCGAGCUUUCGGCAUGGAAGGAGUCGCAGAAGUACAAGUAUACGUUCUUAUCGGACCCGCAGCACCGAUUGAUCGGCUACUUUGGCAGCUCUAUCAACGACGGGACGCGGGUAGAGCGCUCGCACGCGAUUGUGCUGCCUGGUGGCAAGGUGGGCCAGAUUGAGCACAACAUCUCGCCGCAAGACAGCGUGCUGAAGGGUCUGGCAUUUGUGAAGAGCCACACAAUCGACAUGACUGGCAAGCUGUAA